AUGAGGAAUCUCUCAGUGGUGACUGAAUUUAUCCUGCUGGGCAUCCCACACACGGAACAUCUGGAGACCUUGCUCUUUGCCCUGUUUUUGUCCUUCUACAUCUUCACCCUGAUGGGGAACCUACUCAUCCUACUGGCAACUGUUGCCUCCACACGCCUUCACACUCCCAUGUACUUCUUCCUGUGCAAGCUGUCUGUGUGUGACAUAUUUUUCCCUUCCGUGUGCUCCCCCAAGAUGCUGCUCUACCUCUCAGGGAACAGCCGAGCCAUCUCCUAUGUGGGCUGUGUGUCCCAGCUCUUCUUCUACCAUUUCCUGGGCUGCACUGAGUGUUUCCUGUACACAGUGAUGGCCUAUGACCUCUUCGUUGCCAUAUGUUUUCCUCUGCGCUACACAAUUAUCAUGAGCCACAGAAUGUGUGCUGUCCUGGCUAUGGGGACCUCAUUUUUUGGCUGUAUUCAGGCCACCUUUCUAACUACUCUCACCUUCCAGUUGCCCUACUGUGGCCCAAAUGAGGUGGACUAUUACUUUUGUGAUAUUCCAGUGAUGCUGAAGCUGGCUUGUACAGAUACCUGA
Molecule: messenger RNA, 573 nt
Organism: Choloepus didactylus (southern two-toed sloth)
Lineage: Eukaryota; Metazoa; Chordata; Mammalia; Pilosa; Megalonychidae
Product: olfactory receptor 149-like
Exons: 1
Coding region: 1-573 (190 amino acids)
Biological process (GO): G protein-coupled receptor signaling pathway
Cellular component (GO): membrane
Molecular function (GO): olfactory receptor activity; G protein-coupled receptor activity
Source: RefSeq, a predicted model, not a curated record